Messenger RNA from Dibothriocephalus latus, 234 nucleotides. NCBI's taxonomy places the organism in Eukaryota, Metazoa, Platyhelminthes, Cestoda, Diphyllobothriidea, Diphyllobothriidae. The record is from the annotation of a GenBank genome assembly.
AUGCAGUAUUCUCUGGGGUUUCAUGUUAAUUUCUUGAAGGCCUUUGAGGUAGUUGAAGUUCUAGUGAAAAACAUAGACUUCCCACGUGACCUUGUCAAGUACCUUAGUCAAGUGACGGAAUACAUUUUGGAUACCUGUGCCUGGACCUCUCGCUCCUCCAUUUGGUCCAUCAUCAGAGCUGCUUCUCGUGCUCCCUCCGUUGAGGACAUCUUUCCACCCGAGCGGCUUGACGAG